AAUGGUCCUUCCUCCUGCAAAUGGAGCGAGCUGGUGGGCGCGAUGAAGAAGAAGGGGAAGAGAAGACAGUAAUUUUGAGAGCUCCUUCCGGCACACCAGAUUCGAGCUCGAGGAGAUUCACCCAGCAAGAUCUUGUAGGCCAUGGAAGAAGCAAGAAAGUCUUCUACUCGACUGAACUUCCUACUCGUUUCGUGUGAUUGUUUCAAACCUUAACAACGAAAUGACGGAACCAGCCAUUACCAACACAACGAGCACGAGCAGUUCAGGGGGAUGCAAUGAAUGCUAUCUCUAUGGCGUUCUCCUGGCAUUGCUCGGAUCCACUCUGGAGGCCCUUGGCUUGUCCCUCUGGAAGCUGCAUCACAUCCGCAAGGAAAAAGCGGAGAGAGAAAGAAUGACAGAGAAAAAGGAGAGUCUCAAACGGCUACAGAACAGCGGGGAACAAGCAACAAAUGCGAUGACAACUCACCCUGCAACCUCGGAGAUCGAAGACCAUGAUCUUGCUGCAGAGCCUGCACACUCGUACACGCCCUCUCACAGUGUGAACAGCGAGAAUGGUGAUGAGAGGCAAGACGAGGUCUCGAACGGAUCCAAGGACCCAAAGAAUGUUUCCCCUGCCUCCGGCCACGACUUUGUGAAGAACGAGAUAGCAGAGAUACAUGCAUCCUCUGGCCCGUUGGAAGACAGCGCACACGUCGAAGAGAUACCGAGGCUAUCCGGAACAUGGCCUUGUUGUUGCUGCCCAGCAUCUUUACUCCAAGAGGUUCCGUGGACUUGGUUGCUGGGAUUUUGCAUUUUUGCCAUUGGCAAUUUGUUUGACUUCUUGGCUCUUGGGAUAUCAAAGCAAUCUGUUGUGACUCUAGUUGGAAGCUGGGCGCUUGUGGUGAACACGCUCACUGCCAAGUUUAUUCUGCGAGAGCACACAAGCAAGAAAGAUUACAUGUCGUCAUUGAUUAUCAUCUGCGGAAUUCUCUUGACGGUCUUUGGGAGUGAGAAGAAUCAGAUUGAUUGGUCCAUCGAGAUUCUGGUGAAUCAGUACAAAAAGACCAAUGUUAAAGUUAUGCUCUGCAUUCUCGCAAGUUUGAUUGGUGCUUGCUUCAUCAUCAUGCGGAUGGACUACGUAAAGCGAAGGAACGAAGCCAGAUCAAAAAAUGAAGCAAUUGAAAGACCAUCCACGAGGAUUGGAGCUGUCUAUUGCAUCGUUGCAUCUUUUGUGGCAGAUUUCACAGUUUUGUUCGGCAAGGCUUUCUCUGGUCUAAUCAUUCCUUCAAUUACUGGAAGCAAUCAGUUCACAGACCCGUUUGUUGCCGUGAUCAUAGUUGUCUUCUGUAUUUCACUUCCGUCACAAUUGUUCUUGAUCAACAAGAGCCUUUCCGUGAAUGAUGCACUGUAUCACAUCCCCAACUUUUAUGUUUUCUGGAAUGUUGGGAGCAUCAUAACUGGAGCCAUCUUCUACGAGGAAAUGGUGAACUUCUCAGUGCAAAACUGGGUCAUGUUCAUCUUGGGGGUUUUGAUUCUCUUCGUCGGGGUCAUCUUUACAAAUCUGUCUGCCAAGGAGAAAGCCGAGGAGGAGACGAGGAAAGCUGCGUAUCUUGCAGAGAUGCAGAGAGAUUUGGUCCCAGUUCCCGAAGGGGAUGUCCAGAAUUCUUCUGAUGCUGUGAAGGAAUCGAUUGCGGACUUGCAAGAGGGCCCGAGCACCUCGAUCUCGCUGCCUGAAGAGGAGAUUUUCAAUCGGCAGAGUGCAGGAGGCACGCCGAUGAGCAUAUCGAUUCAAGUGGAACCGCACGAUCGUGCUAAGGGAGGGGACAGGGACUCAACUUCGAGCGAGGCCUCGGGGAUACGGAGCUGGAAGCUGACGCCUAAGUUGACGCCGAGCAGUGGCAGCACAUCGCCAGCUGUGGGUCCUGCAGAGAUGAGGAUGGCAGUCGCAGGGCUGCAAGAGGGAGGUGAUCGGAAGCUGAACCAGUGGCAGCCUCCUCAAGAAGCUCUUGAGGCAUCGCUCGCGACCCCCUCGGAUGAAGUUUCCCCGGAUCCUUCGGAAGUGGAGGAGGGAAGGAACGUCCAAGUGGAGGAGGAGCUGGUUGGUCCAAGAGGUGCGGGGGUGCGACAAGUCGUGCAGGGGGAGAGUGAGAUCGUGAGGGAGGAGGGAGGACACUCUCCUGUGAUGGAUCCUAGUGAUGUCACGCUUGACAUCGAGCAAGACGGGAAUGAUCGGUCCCGGCCUGACGUCCAGCUGCAUGAACCGAUCUCAGGCCUCCAGGUGGACGUGUCGGACAGCCUGACGCCUCUCAGCUCGGGAGGGUUCACUGUGAGAGACCUCAGCCCUCAAGGCUCCUUUGCGAGCCCCGUCCCUCUCCUGCGACUUCCGUCGGAGGAGCCCAAGACGGUGCUGCAGCAGCCGUCGCCCUUCGCCCGGAAAAUUCACUUCUUUAACGGGAACAGCCCGCAGGCCCGUCAAGCUCGGCGGGGUUACCUUGAGUAG
Guillardia theta CCMP2712 is the source of this 2479-nucleotide messenger RNA. RefSeq lists its product as hypothetical. Lineage: Eukaryota; Cryptophyceae; Pyrenomonadales; Geminigeraceae. Gene Ontology annotation, biological process: magnesium ion transport. The transcript has 10 exons. Gene Ontology annotation, cellular component: membrane. Gene Ontology annotation, molecular function: magnesium ion transmembrane transporter activity. The record is from RefSeq and is a predicted model, not a curated record. Bases 221 to 2479 code for a protein of 752 amino acids.